AUGAUGAUGUCCUACGUGCAUUCGCUAGUUGCUCUACUUGUCAUAAUCAGGUUUUCCUCACAAGAAGUUAUGGAGGACAGCAGCUUUUCCAGAUUCCGAAGGAACUUCUUUAUGUCAUCCGGACCAUCACGUGCUCGUGUUAUGGCGAUGGAAAGACUGGUAAACAAUAUGUUUCCGAGGAAAACUCGCGACGCGCCAGAUUCCGUUGGCGGCGUCCCAUCAUUUGAAAGUCCCGCUGAAAAUGUUCUCGAGUCGAAUCAGCCCUGUAUCUGCCCCGUGUUCUCUCCAUGUAUUGGUAAAUGCCAGCGAAGUUUCAGAUACUGA
Necator americanus (New World hookworm) is the source of this 324-nucleotide messenger RNA. RefSeq lists its product as uncharacterized. NCBI's taxonomy places the organism in Eukaryota, Metazoa, Nematoda, Chromadorea, Rhabditida, Ancylostomatidae. The transcript has 3 exons. The record is from RefSeq and is a predicted model, not a curated record. Bases 1 to 324 code for a protein of 107 amino acids.